UCGCCGGACGGACCGCCCCUGUAGCGAAUUGUUGCCCGAAUGCCGCGAGUUCUUCCUCAAAAGUCGAAGUGAAUUAUGCAGUGAAAUGUGAAUUCUUGUCGCUGGAAUUCACUAAUACGUUCGCUUUACUUUAGAAAUGUGCCUGUCACCAACACCAAGCCCUAGUUUCACGUAUUGACCGUCGACCGCCGUGUUAGUCCGUUUGUGUCCUCUCUCAGGAAUCAUGGAGAUUCAAGGAAGUGGUGAGAGAAACAAACAGAUGUUUGCCGAAUUCACCUUGAAACCUCUGAUUGACUGUCUCAUCUCGUCACUCGUCCUUUGGCUGUGGAAUUCUCCAGCUCGCCUGCAGUUUGUUCUAGAAACAACCAGGUCUGCCACAGUUUCUUUUGGCGAUUGGCGAAACAGCCCAGCAAUGGCUAAUUAUUGCCAGACCUGCAGGAUCAAUAUUUUUCAAAAAAUGGUGAUGGAAUGCACUGGAACCGAGGAACUUCGUAAUGCAGGCCUGAUUUUGACCUCCAGAAAAACCAAUCUGGUUCCUUUGAAGGAGCUGUGCACAAGGAGCAUUGCAGUGAAUGCGGCCAAAUUCUCAGCGUUCCCAGAGAGGAUGUCGCAUCUUCCCCCACAACUUCAGUCGGACAUCCUCAAUUGUGCAUGCCAAAUAAACUCGGCUGCUGUAAGUGUUGUUGCAAACAGCCAGAACUCCUUGCCUCAGAGACAGAAAGUUGUGAUUCCCCUGAGAGUCGUCCAGCAGCUGAUCAAUCGCACCAUGAUUGAAUUUGACUUUGCGCUGUGCCCGAGUAAUGUGUCCUGCUUCUUUGACCCCAACGGAGUGGACUUCAAGUUGCUGCAGACUCUCUCAAGCUCCUGUAAAGGCAAUUGGAGAAUUGUGGACUGACGCAGCAAUACAAAAUAUCCACCUUCUUUGGGCAGCCACAUUAUCAACCUGCUUACCAAAUUCACAAAUCUUCAGCACCUAGACAUGAACACCGUCAAGUUCAGCGACGAUGAUGUCAAGAUUCUGAGCAAAAGUUGUCUCAGAUUGAGAAGCUUGACCCUGGCGAGUUCAAGUACCCUGACGGUAGAUUCACUGUAAAGCUUGAGCACCCUUCCUUCACUUGAAAGCUUGGAGUUGGGCAGGACGGGCACAGAACUAAACAAGGAGAUGAGGCCUUCGUUUCAGAAUGCUAUGAACAUUAUGCCUCACCUGAAAUCAGUCCGCAUUCCGGAAGACCGCUGCGAGACGUGCCCGCUUGAUUGUGAUUGUCAUUAUGGAUAUCGCCUGGACAUACCCCUGAACCCUGAAUGCAUCUACAACCUGGAGGAACUUGGACGUGUUGAACUUAAAGGCUACUUUGAAAACAUUCCUACAGUCCUUCCUAAUUUGAAGAUGGUUUACGUCAAGACUUUUUAUGAUUCCGACUAUGAUUCAGACAGUGAUAUCAACGAAGAUCACAUUCUUGACCCGCCUUUGCCACAUAUUCUUAACCAGCUUCCACUAUUAACGUCACUUAAAUUAGUUUUUGCAGAGGGUGAAUAUGAUUACCAAGAUUACCUUUCUCACCUUGGUCAAAAUCUCACCUACCUUGAACUAAAAAAUGAGGAUGUAUGUGUAAUUGCUGGCAUAGAUAUUUUUAGCAUCCUUCUCCUCUGCCCCAAUUUGCAGUCUUUGAAGUUGCAUGCUUUCCUCAGGCAGGAUGAUCAGUUGGAGGUCAACAAUGUUGAUGUCAAACAGCUGAAGCUCAGAGAGCUUGAAAUAGAUUUUCAGGGUGGGCAGCUUGGUAAUGAAGCCAACAUUUGGAAACUCCUGGAAGCCCCUGAGCUUCACACGGUUUCUCUGGCAUAUCUUUGCUUUGACCCAGCGCCGCAAAAAAAAGUGAUCAGCAGUGAGGGGCGAAUCUUGCAGAACCUUGUCCACUUUGAGUGUUACGGGGCAGUUGGAUCUGCCCAGGAAUGUGAUAAAUAUGUUGAUUUCUGAUAGAUAUUAUGAAAAAUUGUCCCCUGUUGGAAAAAUUCAAAUUUUGGGUGAUAGACUUGUCAGAUACCGCCUCUGUUAAACUCGCAGACAUUACUCCUGAAUUCUGCUGCUUGAUUGUCGAUCAGUAAUAGUUUCAAAGUUGCAUACAACAGAACAGCAAGAGAAUAUAUUUCUUCAAGUUUUUAUUUAAUUUGAUAUAUGUGGCUAAAUUAUUUUUUGUAAUUAAUCUGAUUUAAGAUGUAUUAAUUAAUUGCAAGAAAUUACUGCUCCUCCAAAUAAGUGUAUCUACAACAUUUUCGCAAAUCUAUCUCCGAGCAGAGUGAAAGUUGUUAAGCAGAAAUAAUUUUGAACAUUCAUUCAGGCUGUUAUUUAUUUGGUAGAUGCUGUCAUUUGAAGUAGCCUUUUAUAAUUGAACUUAGUUCUGCGCCCAGGUACCACCCCUUAAUAGGCUCUAUAGCUUCAAAAGUUUUUUCUACUGAAUUACAAAAUUGAAUUUGGUUAUGAUAUAUGCUGUAGUAAUUGUCAGUACUGAAUAUAAAAGACUGAUGUAACCUCAUAAUUAAUGCAUUUUUCAAUUUGUGCCAUUUUCCUUUUUCAAAUUCAGUUAAUGCAUGACGGCAAUUUAAUUAUAUCUCUCCAAAAAUU
This is a messenger RNA of Neocloeon triangulifer, 2620 nucleotides long. RefSeq lists its product as uncharacterized. The transcript is spliced from 7 exons. The record is from RefSeq and is a predicted model, not a curated record. Lineage: Eukaryota; Metazoa; Arthropoda; Insecta; Ephemeroptera; Baetidae. The coding region runs from base 1163 to 1975 and encodes 270 amino acids.